AUGGCCAAUGUUGACGCCGACGAUUCUUACGACGAAGAGCGCCUCGACUGGGGGAAAUCUGUGGGAGGAUCUACCUCUCGCUGGUCGGCCUGGCCGAGAAAGGUUUUGCGACUGCCCAGACCGAGAAAGUACGCCGCUCUACUGCUUCUCACCGACGUUAUCAUCGUCAGCCUCGUCGUCCUCCUCUUCGAACCCCUCAUCACUCUCCUCCUCCGCAAUGAGGAGUUGUUUGGCGCCCGCCUCACCUUCCCCCUCGAUACUGCGCCCUCGGCUUCGCCCAAGCCGACCCAGCAACCCCAGACGAUACCUCGCAUCUUCCACCAGACCAUCGCUACCGAUGUGAUCCCUGAGAAAUGGAUUCACUCGCAGCAGACCUGCAAGGAGGCUUAUAAGGAUUUCGAGUACAAGCUCUGGACCGACGAGAUUGCUCGCAACUUCAUCGAGGCCGAAUACUCAUGGUUCCUAGACACCUGGGACGAGUAUACAUUCCCCAUCCAGCGCGCCGAUGCCAUUCGUUACUUUGUCCUCUACCACUAUGGAGGCAUUUACCUCGACAUGGACACCAACUGCAACCACACGAUUCCUUUCGAGCAGCUCGAAGCUGAUGGCGAGACGCACCACGCUGUGUUCAAGUCGACAACUCCCACUGGUGUCUCCAACGACCUGAUGAUCUCGUCCGCUGGUCACCCUGUUUUGUUGGCCACCAUCUCCAAACUCCUCUACUACAACGAUAUCACCCGCCCCUGGGCCAAGCUGUUGCCACAUGCCGCCAUCAUGAUUGGCUCCGGACCCUUCUUCUUGAGUAUGAUCAUCAAGAACUGGCUGCUCGACCAACCAUCGCUGCCCACGCCAGCAAUUCAAGUCAUCAACGCAACCGAACUGGAGCCGUACAUCACCGAUCUGGAGGGCUGCUCUUGGCACCAUGGAGACACCAAGACCCUGAUGUGGGUUGGAGAUCGUCCAUGGAUCUGGUUCAGCUUGGGUGCCAUCGGGCUGGUCCUGGGGCUCAACGUGAUCAACUACCUUUUGCUACAGACCACCAAGGGCGUCACCAAGCUCGUGUCUGUCACCGAUGAGAUGAAGAACACCAAGUUGACAUAA
Messenger RNA from Fusarium vanettenii 77-13-4, 1101 nucleotides. RefSeq lists its product as uncharacterized. Gene Ontology annotation, biological process: mannosyl-inositol phosphorylceramide biosynthetic process. The transcript has 2 exons. The record is from RefSeq and is a predicted model, not a curated record. Gene Ontology annotation, molecular function: mannosyltransferase activity. The coding region runs from base 1 to 1101 and encodes 366 amino acids. NCBI's taxonomy places the organism in Eukaryota, Fungi, Ascomycota, Sordariomycetes, Hypocreales, Nectriaceae.